AUGAAGGCGGCGCCUACCCCAGCACAUCUCGCAUGUACUGCCCCUGUCGUCUCCUUCGAUUGUGCUUCUACUACGACCCUCCCCGCGUGCCCUACCCCAGCGGUUAACCCCAUCGCGUAUUCCUAUCCGCUCGCCUUCCGCGUCGAAGAUCAAGAAGCCUCGAGGGCCACUCAGAAGAAGACUUUUACUGAGAACGAAGUGUUCUUUUACCUAGCCAUCAAAAGUGGUGGGGCUAAGUUCGACCACGAAGCAAUCGGCAGCGCACUGGGCAAGUCCAAAGACGCCACUCGCAUGAAGAUGAGUCGUCUAUUGAAGGACAUCGAAGAGUUCCUAAAGGGCCGGGAGGACUUGGUUAAAAAUGCUCAACCAGAGCACGAGAAGACCUCUGCCAACCAAGGGGAUCCCGAGAACGCCAACCAGGACGAGAGCAAUGGCAGUGAGGUUGAUGAUACCCCUGUCAAGGCGAGCGACAUGGAAGACUCCUUCUAUCUUCUCUACAUAUUACUAUAA
This is a messenger RNA of Penicillium samsonianum, 510 nucleotides long. RefSeq lists its product as uncharacterized. The record is from RefSeq and is a predicted model, not a curated record. The transcript is spliced from 3 exons. Bases 1 to 510 code for a protein of 169 amino acids. Lineage: Eukaryota; Fungi; Ascomycota; Eurotiomycetes; Eurotiales; Aspergillaceae.